Molecule: messenger RNA, 2177 nt
Organism: Fusarium oxysporum Fo47
Lineage: Eukaryota; Fungi; Ascomycota; Sordariomycetes; Hypocreales; Nectriaceae
Product: Zn(II)2Cys6 transcription factor
Exons: 5
Coding region: 101-2074 (657 amino acids)
Biological process (GO): DNA-templated transcription; positive regulation of transcription from RNA polymerase II promoter by galactose
Cellular component (GO): nucleus
Molecular function (GO): zinc ion binding; RNA polymerase II cis-regulatory region sequence-specific DNA binding; DNA-binding transcription factor activity, RNA polymerase II-specific
Source: RefSeq, a predicted model, not a curated record
CCCAUUUUUACCUGUCCCUGAAACUAUACAAAGCCUAUAAUUAUGGGCGAAACUCACAAGGCAGUGGCUAGAACUAAAGUUCGGUCUAAACGAGCGCAAUAUGUCAAUCAGGCUUGGUGGUUAUCACCGUCCACCUUACAUAACGCACCUACAUAGAGCUGACUGCAGCUCUAGCACCUACUGUAGACGACGCAAGACCAAGUGUGACGGUGAACAGCCUUGCGGGGGAUGCUCUUCGCUACGUAAGAUAUGCGAGUAUGAAAUGCCGCGAAGUCAGCCCAAGUCAGCCCUGGCGAGCCCUCGGGAUACUCUUACCGCACCUGUCCAUACUAUCAGUUCUGGUAACACGGCUGCCGAAGGUAAUUCCAAGACGGACACCAACCAAUCAACUCAUAUCUACGGCGAAACCCAGAAAGUCCAAAUUAUGCCAGAUACUUUGCAAAGCGUUCCAGAGUUCUGCGGCCCGUCAAGCUCCGAAUUCGCUUUCAAAGCCGUCAGUGGUAACCUCAGGGAGAUGGGCAUGCCUUCUGCUCUUCUCAGCAAGCUGAGCUGUGAUUAUGGUAACCUUUCAGGGGUCCCAUCUCACUUUUCGAAUUAUGGCCCGUUCAUGAAGCUUGUAGCCAUGGAUCCAUUAUGGGAUAUACCUAAAACAGAGGCUGUUACUCUUGUUAAGAAAUGGUUCACUAACAUGGGUAGUCUUUACCCGUUUCUGCGCGAGGAGAAGCUCAUAGAUACGGUCGACGGAGUAUAUGCAGUUAUAGGGCCUAUCAGCGGCGGGACGCCUAUCCCUAGAAGGGAGCUAGCAACAGAGGCUCUUUUAAAUGACGAGACUAACAAGCUAAAGAUUGUUCUAGCUGUUAGCAAAACAAUGGAGAAUGGUGGUAGAAAUGAUCAGGCUCAGCGGCUGUUUCAAAGUACAACAGAAGCAGUUGAGAGUUUGAUAUGGAACCCAAGUGGCAUCAGCGGCAUACAGCUGUUGGUAUUGACUGCCAUUUACCAUUAUCAACUCGACGACGAAGUACGCACUGGGAGGAUGAUUGGGCUUGCAGCAAGACUCUGUUUGGAGAUAGGACUACAUCGACACACAACUAUAAAGAAAGUGUUUGCGAAUCAUGAGGAUCGAAAGACUGCGUUGAAUGUCUUUUGGUCUGUAUACAUGCUCGAAAGACGCAUUUGUCUUGGUCAGGGUAUUCCUUACUCUAUCCAAGAUUCCUACGUGGACCAGUCGCUAUUUCUGCAGGAUAACUCAGAUCCUGUACUCCGCUGUCUGCUCCAAUGGACUAAGCUCGUAGGUCGUGCGUGGAGGGUUAUGAACAUCGACGGAGAGAAUGGAACGGAGGUUCAUGGGGAUGAUCUUGAGUACCUGGACGCCCAAGCUAGUCAGUGGUAUGACGAUCUACCACAACACUUGAAGCUCGACGCAAGCCUUGGCCAAAGUGAACCAUUCUCAACGUCACUCUUUAUCCAAGCAGCUCUGUAUCUUCGGCAGAGUCUUCUUCGCAACUUGAUAUUCCGGCCUGUACUGCAGUCCGUCUCUCGCAUCAGCCACCACGAAGCCAAGGCUCAUGUCGCAGUAGCCCUGGCCAAAGGUGCGGUCUCCACGCUUUGCAGACUGAGUACUCACAGAACCUUGAUAUUCUCCCAUGUGCUCUUCUUCAAACAUCUUUUAGUUGCAGCAUUUGGGAAUAUUCUACUCGCAGUUGUACAUGCCCACGGCCUGUUCUGGAAUACCGUGCAAACGGAGUUUGAUCAAGCCCUUGAUCUUAUUGAGCUUCUCAGCACAAGGUCACCCCCAAUGGUCCGGUUAUGGCAGCGCCUGCAGGGCUUGCGAGAGCUUCCUGAAAGGCUGAAUGGGCUGUCAAAACCGGCCUUGUCAAGUGACCGUCAGACACGACCCAAUGAAGACCAUGGAAGGGAUAGUUCAUUGCCAGGCUCACCAACUGAUUUGAUGUUCUUCAACUCGACCCUACCUUUUGAAUCCUUGUCGGGAGACUUCGCGUUCUUGUCUGACAUCGGGAUUGGAAUUGAUGGAUUUCCUGAUUUUUCAUUCCUUUUACAUGAGCCCCUAGAAUGAAGGCGUUACCAGGUAUGGGAGCUUACUCUAAAUAACAGACAGUUUGUUAGUAUGGGCUGACUGAAGGCUGGUUAUAAAAGUGAUAAAGAGGCGGUUGAGCAAG